Messenger RNA from Stomoxys calcitrans (stable fly), 4490 nucleotides. RefSeq lists its product as uncharacterized. The record is from RefSeq and is a predicted model, not a curated record. NCBI's taxonomy places the organism in Eukaryota, Metazoa, Arthropoda, Insecta, Diptera, Muscidae. The coding region runs from base 319 to 4335 and encodes 1338 amino acids. The transcript has 11 exons.
ACACAUGGCACAUGACCAAAAUUAGUCACUCUAAGUACCUGUUCAAAUUCGGUUUAGUUGUCAUUUAGCUACGGUAGCUACGAAUUGAAUGCCAAAUGGCUAAACACUGUUUAUAUAUUUUGGAAACAAUUCAUACUAUCUUCUGUGGUUUUCUUAUCUAUUUUGUGAAAAUUAUAUUUAGCAAAAUUGGUGCAGAGAAUUUGUGUUGCUCAGAAACUAACUUUUUACUUCUUAAAAACUUUAACUAAAAAAGGCAAAAAAGGGGAAAUUUCUAACUUUUAGCAACGGGAGGCAAGGAUCAAAAAGGCUGCCGCCACAAUGAGUGAAUUUAAUGGCGAACAGUUUUAUGGAUUUUCCUCGAACACCAAUCCAAAUUCGAUGACACAAACAGGGAAUUUUGAUUAUCGGCACGUACGUUCAGAGUUUCUAGACAGUGCAUCUCAAAAAGUAGCGAAAGCUCAAACAUUCCUAGAAAAACCUUUAACAAAACCUGGCAACACUUCUAAACGAACUCCAACCCCAGGAAAUCAAUCAGAAAGAUGCUCCUUUAAAAGAGAUGUAGAUGUGGAAACUCACAUAGCUGGCUCUAAAACCCAUCGACCACAGAAAAACCAUUCGGUUCGCCAAAUACCAGCGCAUGAAAUCGAAAACUUAAUAGCCAAAGUAAAAGCUUUACAAAGGAAUUCACAAAUGGCUCCAAAGUAUAACCAUUACCAAAACUUACAAAGUCUUAUUAGAGAUCAAGAUGAAAAAAACGAUGGUGGACCUACGUCUCAAUUGGUUUCACCCAAUGAAGGUAGACCUCAAGGUAUUCUGCGUAAACUAUCACAAGAUGAGACCUAUAUACAGCCAGAAAUUUUAAAUCAGACCUAUAAUAUACCACCAAAGUCACCUAUUCCACAAAGUCCAAGCCAGAAUGACAGAACUUUUCAAAAGUUGGAUUUUAUAGAAGCCAGUGUUUGCAAAGCUCAGACACCUCUAAUAAUGGAAAAUGUUCGAAUGGAACCAAAACCUCAAGCAAAAUGGGUUGAGGUCUGGGAACCUCAAAAAGGCUGCCGCUUAGAAAGAGAAAUGCCUCGCUGCUUAUCACACAAGUCGUAUUGCACUUACGAUAAGCCUGCAUUGUCUUUAGAUCCCCAACUAUCUGCCAGACUUAUGGCAGAGGUGAUUGCCGAUAAUAAUCCUAUGACGGGCAGUUCUAUGAAUGUCAACCCCAGUGAGGAUAUUCAAAGCCUGGAUAACUACAUUGUGGAAGAGGAUAGUGAUUUGGAGUUUGAAAUGAUUGAUAGAAAUAAUUAUAUGAAGUAUAUUGAACCGAAACCCUUGCCUGAGGAUAUUAUAAAUAUGUCAGUUGAUGCGGAUGGAAGUCUAGCAGAAUUCAUUGCCAUAGAGAGUGGUACCAAAGACUUGGAUGUAACUUAUCUAAAGAAUGCUUCAUUCAUACAUUUCACUGAAGAAACACAGGAUGAUAUACCGGAGCUUAAAGUCUACCUAGAUAGCAAAGAGAAACAACAAACAAAAAUUGAAGAAUUCCUACAAAAUAACCUGGAGCAUUUUGAAUCCUGCGAAAUCCUCAAUUCAAAUGAUCCAUACAAACGGCCCUCUAAAUCCUUUUCGCAAAAUAAGCGGACAAGGCAAACCCUGCAUAAACAGCAUUUACAACAAACAUUUGAAAGAUUAGCUGCUGGAGGAGGAGGGGGCGCUAUCUCAUCUCGCUCCUGUAGUAAAAAUUUUCCAGCGGAAAGUAUUACCAGCUCUAGAAAUCGCGCAUUACGUUCACUAUCCUCACCUCGUCCCCAGCCAACGGAGACUGGAUCAAUUUCUGAGCAAUUGCCCAUCAAGAAAUUGAGAAAAUCUGAAACUCAGUUAUCUUUGAAAAAUUUGAAAAUAAGCAAAUCCAUUGAGAAUCUAAAAUUGGAAAAAUCCAACAUUUAUAAAAAGAUGACAAACACACAGGAGAAAAUCAUGGAGGCCAUAGAUAAACUAAGGAACAAUUUGCUGCAAUUAAAUGCUCCCAAAGAUAGCUUCGACAAAACCAAACGGCAGCGUAAUGCUUUCGAAUUUGCGGUGAGAUUUUCGAGAAAUUUUUUAUAUCCCCUUAAGGGAAUGCUUGAUGAUCUGAAAUCCACGCCUGUUGAACAAUUCAACAGCCUGCACUCGAAUGAGGCCUGCCUUCGUGUUUGUCAACUUUAUGGCCUUAUUUUGCAAUCGGUGAACACCUAUCAAAAACAACUGCGUUACUUUUUCCUAAACCACGUGCCAGAAAAAUUACCCAUUCUAAUCGAAAAGAUUUGUGAAGCCAAUACAGAAUGUUUGGAAAAGCAAAUUUUCUCAUCUCAGGACGUUGUUGUUGAUGGUCUGCACCAAAAAUGUUCCCAAUUUUUUGAUUUUUUGCAAGAUUUUGAUGAGGAGCGAUUAAAAAUGGCUAAAGAGGCAUCACAACACAAAUUGACAUUGGAAAAGGCUAGCCACAAUUAUGAUUUGAAAAUGUGUUUUCAAGAUUUAAGUAUGUAUGAGCCAACCUUGGUACCAAGGGCCGCAAAAAAUCGAAAGAGACCAAAGCUCAAAUCAAAACGAUCCAUUGCCACUAUUCCCAUAGACGAAGUCAAGGAUUCUAUAAAUGAAAUGCCGAAGGAUGAAAAUAUUACAACGCAUAUUCAAAAUGUUCCUCUAGAGUCCAAAAACUCCACUACUCAAGUAAAUUUGCCGCUAGGUGAUGGCGAUGGUCCAGGCUUAAGUAAAUCAGUGAUUGAAGCUUUACAAAAUGUAACAAAAGAACAAGUUCAACAACUUCUUCAACCCAUACUGGCCUCUAUGGGAAAAGCUUUAGAAAAUCAGAGCAACAACACAAAUCCCAAAGCCGUUGCAGAAAUACUUGAGACCUUAGAGAACAAAGUAUUUUUAAUGUUGGCUGGCAGAAAACAACUGAACAGUGACAACAAGUGUUCAAAGGAAGAAAAUAUGGAUAAUGUUGCCGCAAUAUCCGAGGAUAAUAUGGAAGAUACGACGCAAACGUCUAAACCGUUGAAAGCCGCGAAACAAACUAAAACUCAAAGCCAGCCAAACAACCGACGAAGUGCUGAAGCAGCACCACCACCAUCGACAACACACAACAACACUGUCAAGAGUGGGGCGGCCUACAGAACAGCUGCGGCAGCGUAUGCCGACAACAACGAAGAUGUUGAUGACGACAACAGCUCCAAUAUAAUUAACAACAACAGCAACAAAAUGGGUAAAAGUAACAACAAUUAUAUGAAUCGCAAUAACAACAACACGAAUACUGUUAGGCAAAAUAACAGCAGACACUCAAUGCCUCACUACAAUGGUGGGCAUUGGCAGAGAGGCGGGCAAGCCGAAAAAGAGAGCAGUAUAAACAAAUUGCCUAUGAAAUUAAUGAAUGAAGUCAAUGAAGAUCAAAUGGAUAAUGAAUUUUCAAAGCUGUCAAACGAUGAAAAAGAUAUUGAAGAGCUACAACGAAGUCUCCAUAAAGAGAAAAUAUUAAAAGAGAAUAACUUUGAACAAAACCAAAAUGAGCAACCAGCCAUGAGACAUAAUGAUAAGUUAUCAGUCUCUUUGGAGCCCAAACAACUUCAAUACAACUCGUCCAAUGACGACGACUGUUGCUGGGACAGUGCAUCAAGUCAUAAUAUCCAUGUAAACACACUCCUGACUUUUCGCCCCCACACCCAGCAAGUCAUGGGCAAACGGCAAAGAGUUAACCAUCAGCAAAGACGAGAAUCAUCCUCACAUACUCAAUGUCAACAUUUGACAGGAGAGAAAACGCCUUCAAUGUUAUCAUCCCAAACACAACGAAUUCCAUCGUUGCAUGGUUUGACAGAAAUGCCAUCAGAACCAUGCAAUGGGAAAUUUGGGGAACUCUAUAGGAACAAUAAAUCCAUCAAUAAAACAUCAUAUGAUACAGCGCAAAAAUCAAACCCUUCAUCAUUAAAAGAACUGAAAAAAUUAAAACCAAAGCCCGCAAUGCCAAUAAAUCCUCAAAAGUUCUUUAAAAAGGAAACCACCAACUUAACUCCAAGAAGCCAACAGCAAACGGCCUCUCUUACCCAAGAAGAGCGUUAUAAUUUGAAUGAAGCCCAACAUUUGCAACCAAAUAUGCAUUUUGAAGAUAUGAUAAGGCAAAGAAAUCAAUUUUUGAAGUCAUGUGAAAAAAAUCCACAAUACAACAACCCAAAUUUUUCCGAACCUUGGAAGGUUGUCUCAAUAAUAUCGGAAAAGUUGUUGGAUGAAGUGCUGGAAACUGUAGCGACAGACUUUGAUGCUUGUAUAUCGAAAUUUGUGGAAGAUUUUCUGGAAUUAGAAACCAAAAUACAUUAAGGCAUCUAAGAUUUUUUUUACCAAAAUGACAAAGAACUAGAACAUUUUUAAAUAAUUUUUCUAAAGCUAAUUUUUUGUUAUUUUUUCUUUACUCUUUUUAAUAAAAAAAACUAGGAUUUACUGGAUUAGGUUAAGCCAAGCUAUCCACCGACAUA